UCGGUCAUGUGUGAACUUGAAACGUGACAUGACAGGAAAUAAAGCGCGCUCCUCUCUGACUGGCACGUCGCUGCGUAACAGGGAAGUGAGGCCGAGCCUACUUUCUGCUGCUUCAAAACUUCUCCGUGCCUGAACUGCUCGCUGCUCUAAGGUGCUCUCUUCUCGGGUAGAAAAAAGUGAAAAAGGACAGCGUUUCAGAGAGUGAUGGAGGCAGGAAAUGUGGAGUAGCAGAUCUCUAGUGGCGGAGGACUUAUGAGACAGAGGAGGAGGAAGAGGAGCGUUUCUUCAAUGCUUUGAAACCUUUAUCUAACUGAAGCAGCCCGGCUUGAUCAUGGCGCAGUGGGUGCACAUGUCCCAGAUGAUACAGUGCCUGUCUGAUGCCACCAUCAACAACCUCUACCCCCCAGAUGCCUUCCCCAUCGAAGUCCGACACUUUUUAGCAGAAUGGAUUGAGAGCCAAAGCUGGGACGACUUUGCGCUGGAAAAGGUGGAGCAGGAGAGCCAGGCUCAGCUCCUGCUGGACACGACCAUCAGCAUGCUGCAGGCGCUCGCUCAUCAGAACGCCAACGUGGUUGACAGGAUGAAGCUGAUGCAGAUCAGCAGGAACAUGAACAUGUUUCACAUGCGGCAGCCUCUGCAGUUUGGAGUGAUGGUCCGAGACAUCCUCACCAAGGAAAGGGUCCUGCUCCGCACGCCCCCUCAGAUGCCCAACCCUCCACAGUAUCCACAGUACCCAAACAGUGAGUCAACGUUCCCCAACACGCAGGAUGUAGACCACCUGGUCCUGAAGGUGCUGGAGGUCCAGGAGAUCCGACAAAAGAUGCACCAGCUGCAAGAAGACCUCAACUGGGAGAGGCAGAACUAUGAGGGUUUACAAGGGCCGAUCCAACAGAACGGACUGGAUCCUGCAAAGUCAGAAAUCCAGAAACUCCAGAAUCACAUCCAGCAGCUGGAGUACAAUGUGAAGGCCAUGGCCACGAAGCGCUUCCAGCUGCUGAAGGAGUGUGUGGACUGUCUGGACCAGUGUCAGACCCGACUGAUGAGCAGGCUGAAGGCGUGGCGGUGGGAGCAGCACAAGGCUGCCAUCGGACAUCCCUUCGAUGACAACCUGAACCCCCUGCAGACCUGGUGUGAGCAGCUGCUUGGUGUGAACGGGAAGCUGAGACAAGAGUUGAUGCUGAUUGGAGAACCGAUCCCAGAGCUCCAGGAGAGGCUGGGAAAACUUCUGCAGGUUCUCAUUCAAAGCUCUCUGGUGGUGGACAAGCAGCCCCCUCAGGUCAUUAAGACCCAGUCAAAGUUCUCCACAACAGUGCGAUAUCUGCUGGGGGAAAAAGUGGCUCCCGGGAAGCCCGUGGUGCUGAAGGCACAAAUCAUUAAUGAAAUGCAGGCCAGGAGCGUGGGCAGCAUGCCGGGUGAUAAUGUCGGGGAGCUGAUCAACAACACCGCCAUCCUAGAACACAACACGGCCAGCAAGAGCACAUGUGCCACCUUCAGGAACAUGUCUAUCAAGAAGAUCAAGAGAGCAGACCGAAAGGGAUCAGAGUCUGUGACGGAGGAGAAAUUUGCUCUCCUGUUCUCGACAGAGAUCAACAUCACAGGGUGUGACAUUCCCUACAGGAUACAGAUGAUCUCACUGCCGCUGGUCGUCAUCGUCCACGGGAGUCAGGACAACAACGCUCUGGCCACCAUCAUAUGGGACUGCGCUUUUUCUGAACCAGACAGAGUGCCGUUCAUGGUGCCGGAGCGCGUGCCCUGGAGGAUGAUGUACAGCACCCUGAACAGUAAAUUCACCUCCGAGGUCCAGACGCAUCACAACCUGGACCAGUACAACCAACAUUUCCUGGCCCAGAAGAUAUUUGACAGGCCCGACUUUGCGGACGACUUCAGCAACAUGAUGGUUUCCUGGGCCCAGUUUAAUAAGGAGGUUCUCCCGGGUCGACCGUUCACUUUCUGGCAGUGGUUUGAGGGAGUGAUGGAGCUGACCAAGAAGCACCUGAAGGCCUACUGGAGUGAAGGGCUGAUCUUUGGUUUUAUUGGGAAGCAACAUCUGCACCUGAUCCUCAAAGACCGACCCAACGGGACGUUCCUGCUGCGCUUCAGCGACUCUGAGAUCGGAGGCAUCACUAUCGCAUACGUGUCCGCUUCUGAGAACGGGGGACAGAAGAUUCAGAACAUCCAACCCUUCACCAAGAGAGAUCUGGAGAUCCGAAGCCUCGGCGACCGCAUCCGAGACAUCAUCCACAUAACAUACCUGUAUCCUGAAUUCGAUAAAAACGACGUUUUCAAAAAAUUCUACACAGAGCCUCAAGCAGCAGCCAACAGAGGCUACAUCCCCGUGUCUCUGCAUACUAAAGUCGGCACGGAAGCUGCAGGCACGCUCCCAGCUCCUUCCAUGCCCCACGCUGAAGGAGGCUUCAACGUGCAUCAGUUCCCGCAGCCAUUCAGCCCCCAUUCAGAUACGCUGAAUCAGGACAUCAUGGACUCUGCACCUUCUCCUGAGUUCUGCCAGAGCCCUCCUGGCGGCUUCAGUGAACACAAUCCAGCUGGUAACAACAUGGAGCUAGACUUGGACACUCUUCUCCAAGAUCUGAACCAUUAGGAGGAUUUCCCGUCAAAGUUGUUUUUGGAGCAACAUCAGAGAGAGACCAAAGUCGUUGCGUUGACUUUUUCUUCCACGUUAAGACUUUUUAAAUUUUUUUUUGUGGCAUUUCACGCUUUAUUUGAUCGGGACAGAGAGAAUGCAGGGCGAGACAUGCAGCGAAGGGACCUCUGGGCCGGAUUUGAACCUGGUUCCGCUGCAACAAGGACUCAGUCUUCGUGGUAUUCGCUCUACCUGUGAGCCAUCUAUUUCAUCUACUUGUAAGUAAAAGCAAGUGUGAUUUCUCUGGGACUCAACAUGUCGAGCUGGUGCUACACGGAAGCAGGCAAACUUGAGAACAAAUGAAAUGUUCUGUCAUCUACAUUUGAUUCAUAUUUGAUUUGCUCUCUCUCACCUGCUGGCUUAUUUGUGGAUGUCAGCUACCAGAGAUGAUUUUGUCCAUGACCGUAUAUGAAUAGUAUUCCCCUCUUGUAUAUAUAACCCUUCCUUAUGAUGGCUAAGCCUCAGCUACAGUAGGAUAUACACCCGAUAUUGCCGUACCGCACAGCAUGCAUGAUAAAAAACUCCAUAACUCCGCCUGUGUUUAUGAUAUGGGACAUAAGGGACACAAAUAAGCUUUUCUAUCACCGUUGACUGUGAAACUAUUACCACAUAAUUGGACACAUGUUUUGCAGCAGAGGGCAGAAGUUGUGAUGAUGUUGGUGGUGGGAAAUGCUUAAAUGAUAUCUUAAAGACUCAAUUUUCUGUUAUUUUUAAGCUUUGGUUUGUUAAUUCCAGCCAAUAAUGUUUG
Molecule: messenger RNA, 3389 nt
Organism: Centropristis striata (black sea bass)
Lineage: Eukaryota; Metazoa; Chordata; Actinopteri; Perciformes; Serranidae
Gene: stat6
Product: signal transducer and activator of transcription 6, interleukin-4 induced
Exons: 20
Coding region: 332-2599 (755 amino acids)
Biological process (GO): regulation of cell population proliferation; cytokine-mediated signaling pathway; growth hormone receptor signaling pathway via JAK-STAT
Molecular function (GO): DNA-binding transcription factor activity, RNA polymerase II-specific; RNA polymerase II cis-regulatory region sequence-specific DNA binding
Source: RefSeq, a predicted model, not a curated record